CAAAUUUUGUAGGCGACGCUCGGAGAAAAUUUGCACAAGUACACGUAAUCAUCACAACCGUUACGUACAUGUAGUUGCUGAAUUGGAACUGUCAAAAGAACCUAAUCAUGACAACUACAGCACACACAACCGCUGCUUCCCGGAGUGAUUAUUCAUGCGAGGACCAAUUGAUUAGUUUUAAAAAUCUGCCGGCCUCCUCCUCAGGGCAUGGCGGCUCACGUGCUGGUGUUCCCGUGGCCGCUGCAGGGCCACAUCAACUCCAUGCUCCCUUUCGCCGUGGCCCUCGCCGGCGCCGGCGUCCACGUCACCUUCCUCCACACGGAGCCCAACCUCCGCCGCGCCGCCGCCACCGCUUCGCCUGCUGCACGGCUCCGUUUCAUGUCCGUGCCGGACGGCCUCCCCGACGACCACCCCCGCUCGGUGGGCGACCUCACGGAGCUCGCCAUGUCCCUCAACACCACGGGAGCCGCCGCGUACCGUGCUCUCCUCGAUUCCAUGCUCUCUGCAGCCGGGAGCCAUGCCGCCGAUGCGGGAGCCGCCGUUGGCGUGUUCCCGGCGGUGUCGUGCGUCGUGGGCGACGUGUUCCUGCCCUUCACCGUCGAUGUCGCCGAGGAGCUCGGCGUUCCGGCGCUCGCGUUCCACACGGCGAGCGCGUGCAGCGUGUUGGCUUACCUUUCCCUGCCCAGACUCACGGAGCUCGGCGAGGUUCCCGUCUCCGUGGGCGUCGACCUUGACGCGCCCGUCCGUGGCGUCCCGGGUAUGGAGGGUUUCCUCCGGCGGCGAGAUCUUCCAAGCACUUGCCGACGCCGUCCCGACACCCACGGCAUCGACCCCGCUUUGCAUAUCCUCGCGGGGCACGCCGCCCGCAGCUCCGGCGCACGGGCGCUCAUAAUCAACACGGCCGUGUCGCUCGAGGCGCCAGCGUUGGCGCGCAUCGCGCCGCGGAUGCGCGACCUCUUCGCCAUAGGCCCUCUGCACGCCAUGUCGUCCGCGGCGGCACCGGCGUCCACCAGCUUGUGGCCCGAGGACGAAGGAUGCAUGGAGUGGCUCGACGGGCAGGCCGACAAGUCCGUCGUGUACGUGAGCCUGGGCAGCCUCGCGGUGAUUUCACUGGAGCAGUUCACGGAGUUCCUGCACGGGCUUGUGAACGCCGGCUACGCGUUCCUGUGGGCGCUCCGUCCGGACACGGUCGGGGCGAGCCAGAGCACCGUGCUCCAGGAAGCCGUCGAGGCGGCGGCGAACGGCAAGGCGCGCGUCGUGGACUGGGCGCCGCAGCGGGACGUGCUGCGACACCGCGCCGUGGGGUGCUUCCUGACGCACGCCGGGUGGAACUCCACGCUCGAGGGCAUCGUGGAAGGCGUGCCGUUGGUGUGCUGGCCGUUCUUCGGCGACCAGCAGACCAACAGCCGGUUCGUGGGCGCCGUGUGGGGGACGGGUCUGGACAUGAAGGAUGUGUGCGAGAGGGCUGUCGUGGAGGGGAUGGUGAGGGAGGCCAUGGAGUCCGGCGAGCUAAGGAGGUCGGCUCAAGCGCUGGCGAAGGAGGUGAGGCGGGACGUCGCUGAAGGAGGAUCGUCCGCGUCGGAGUUCCGGAGGCUCGUGGGCUUCAUCAAGGAGCUCAAUGUGAAGGGUUCAAUUUCAAAUCAGUAAUUUUACUCUCAGUAAAAGGCCCCUAUUCCAAGGAAAAUUAAUAACCCGGGCACGUUUAACUUUGUUUCGCCGAUGAUAAAUCACUCUCAGUAAAAGGUCCCUAUUCCAAGGAAAAUUGGUUGAUGAAGUUAUUGUUACAGCCAUUUUCACCCCUCGUUGAAAAACUACUCCAGACUUUUGUAGGGGCAAA
Messenger RNA from Brachypodium distachyon (stiff brome), 1837 nucleotides. RefSeq names its product 7-deoxyloganetic acid glucosyltransferase. The record is from RefSeq and is a predicted model, not a curated record. Gene Ontology annotation, molecular function: UDP-glycosyltransferase activity. Lineage: Eukaryota; Viridiplantae; Streptophyta; Magnoliopsida; Poales; Poaceae. Bases 208 to 1647 code for a protein of 479 amino acids. The transcript has a single exon.